GGGGACCUUAUGUCAGAGGAUCAACAACGGAGUGAUCAGACUGUUUGGGUGUAAAAUCGUUGCUGCGGCUUGCUAUUCAUCAGCAAGUCAUAACAACGAGUAUUUAAUUUGAAACCACGGCACCUUUGUUGUUAUCAUCGGGGGCCAACAUUUGCAGGGAUGACGGAGCUGAGGCACCGCGGGACGACCCACACCGACCUACAUCACCAGCAAACAGACGACAAGGGUUCAGAGAAUGAGCUGAAGGAAGAGAAAGACCGAGCGUCAGACACAGAGUCAAAGGCGGACUUGAGUGUCCCUGAGGUGCCUGUUCCUUCUGAUGACACCCCCGAAGUUCUGAACAAGGCCCUGUCAGGACUAUCCUCAAGAUGGAAGAACUGGUGGGUACGAGGGAUCCUGACUCUAGCUAUGAUCUCCUUUUUCUUCCUGAUCAUUUACAUGGGCCCCAUGGUGCUCAUGAUGAUUGUACUCUGUGUUCAGAUAAAGUGCUUCCAAGAGAUCAUCACCAUCGGCUACAGCGUGUAUCAUUCUUACCACUUACCCUGGUUCAGAACGUUGAGCUGGUACUUCCUGCUGUGUGUGAACUACUUCUUCUAUGGUGAGACGGUGACAGAUUACUUCUUCACUCUGGUGCAGAGGGAGGAGCCUCUUCGUAUUCUUAGCAAAUACCACCGCUUCAUCUCCUUUGCCCUCUACCUCACAGGUUUCUGCAUGUUUGUGAUCAGCUUGGUGAAGAAACACUACCGCUUGCAGUUCUACAUGUUUGGUUGGACUCAUGUGACUCUACUGAUUGUGGUAACCCAGUCUCACCUCAUCAUCCACAACCUGUUUGAAGGAAUGAUCUGGUUCAUUGUGCCUAUUUCUUGUGUGAUCUGCAAUGACAUCAUGGCCUACAUGUUUGGCUUCUUCUUCGGCCGCACCCCACUCAUCAAGCUAUCACCUAAGAAGACAUGGGAGGGAUUCAUCGGUGGAUUCUUUGCCACCAUUGUGUUUGGAAUCCUGCUAUCCUAUGUGAUGGCAGGCUACCGCUACUUUGUGUGUCCGGUGGAGUUCAACAAUGACUCCAAUAGUUUCCAGGUGGAUUGUGAACCCUCAGAGCUGUUCCAGCUCCAGGAUUACGCCCUGCCAAGCGUGCUGGAGUCCCUCACUGGCUGGACCACGGUGCGUCUCUAUCCAUUCCAGAUCCACAGUAUCGCCCUUUCUGCUUUUGCCUCCAUCAUGGGACCUUUUGGAGGCUUCUUUGCCAGUGGCUUCAAGAGGGCUUUUAAGAUCAAGGAUUUUGCCAACACAAUCCCUGGUCACGGAGGCAUUAUGGAUCGAUUUGACUGCCAGUAUCUUAUGGCCACUUUUGUUAACGUCUAUAUUGCCAGCUUCAUCAGGGGUCCCAACCCCACCAAGGUGAUCCAGCAGCUCCUGGCUCUGCGCCUGGACCAGCAGCUCCACAUCUUCCACUCCCUCAAGGCCCACCUGACAGAGAAGGGCCUGCUGCCUGUCCUGGAGGAGUCAGCUGCCUAGAGCCACGGCCGACACCGGCUCACCCUGCUGGGGGGACUGAGAGGAGAGUGGCCCUCAUUUGCGGCGGCCAGCCCCAGAGGUCUGGGAGACAUGCAGUGCUUUGUGUGAGCAAGAACACAUCCAAGAGAAAAAACGACAACAACCUAAAGCCUUGGGUCAUUCCAUUUUGUUUGUGUGUGAAAGAGGGAAGUGCGUGUUUAUCUAUGUACAUGUGGGACUGAAGUUUCUUGCAUCAGUGUUUUCAGGUUAUUUAAUUACUGUAAUUGUUACAAAUUUUCCACAGUAGCCAACUUACAUCUGUCAACACAGUGAUGCCACUUUGUCUGUUGAAUAUAUAACGUCGGUCAGCUGUAUAUUUCUACUGGUACACAGGAUAGUCUGUUGAGGUGUGCAAAUAUUUUAUGGUACAUAUUCUAUUUUUUAUUUUAUUUUUUGUUUUGUUUUAAUGCACUGUUACUCAGCAGCAUUACACACACUGUAUUGUCACCUGUGACACCCUCAUUUUCUUGUUUCUAUUUUCCUUCUUAUUAUUGUUGCUAUUUAUACAUAGGCAGUAAAAUUUUUACAUUUUGGUAUAUGCCAUUAUAUGCUGAUGUGUUUGUGUGAAUUUUAGCGAGUAGAAAUUCACUGUGUCCAUACAUAAUGUGCUCCUGAGUUGUGUGUAUGUUUGUCAGUAUUUCCUAUGUGCACUUUGAUGCCAUCAAUCAUUUCAUAGUCUUUCAUACCCAUCCAAAUUAUGUAUGUGAUAUCAACGUGGGGUGUAGCCGCUGUGAGAUACAGGCGUCUAAUAUUGUAAUAAGCGCCAUUGGGAAUUUUGGAGGAUUACUGAGUCUGUCAUGAAGGAGAUGGAAAAUCAAGGUCAAGGGUGAAUUAUUUUCUGGAAAGUUAUCCAAUUAAAUGUUGUGGGUAUAUGCCAUAAGGAGUAGUUUAGAAAGCUCUACAGAAAUUACCUGUCUUAUUGUGAAACAGUGGUUAUUUCUCAGUAGGGUGCACUAAUCAGGGCUGUGCCAGUUUCUUUUACAGCAACUUUUUCUUUUACAAGUCCAUGUAUUGAAUGCUUAGAAAACAGAAACACCCUCCUAAAAACUGAACCGGUUGCUCAUUUUCAUGGGAAAAGAAAAAGGAUGGGGGGGGGGCAAUAUUUUGUAUGCUCAGCAUUAACUUUUGGUGAGUGCUUUGGAAAUUGUUUUGCAAGAAGCAUCAUAGAAGACAAAAUGGGUUAUCGUCAGUGGCCCUGGUGUUGUUGGUAAUGGGUUAAGUAGUGUAAAGGUGAUGGAAUAAUUAACAUAUAUGCUCCAUACAUGUGUUACGUAUGUGUUGGUAUCUGAAAGGGGCCAUCUCAUACAACACAUGCUACCUGGGUUUUCACAAUGAUUAUUUUUAAAUGGCCGGGCCUGUUUGGAAGUCUGCUUAAACCUCGGCAUAAUCCCGGUCUGAUAAUUGAAACACUGACCAUCAUGUGAUCAUUGGCCAAAAUUUAACUUGUUUUGGUGCAUAACUUUAUUUUAUUUUAUUUUUAUAGAAAAGUAUUGCCCUUUGCACUAGAAGUUAGUUUGACCAUUUCCAGUACAGUCUGCUGUAUACUACUAGCCUGUCACAUUCAGAGUGUUCAUGUUCAGGGGUUUUUAUGCUGUUGGCAAAUUAAUGUUUGGCUGCCACUGUCAGGUCACACUUGGGUUGUCAAUACAUAAAUAAUGAAACACCUCCAGUGUUGUGAUCAUUUUUAAUGGAUCUUAUGGCAGAGACAUUGCACUAUUGUGAUAUUGGGAUACUCCGUAUCAUUACAUUAAAUACAUUUUUGAACUUUCAAACCACGAUCACAAGUUUUUGAUAAAUUUUGUUGAAGUGGGCUGACCCCAUUAUACCCAAUGAUCAAUAACAUCUCCAUUUCAGUCAUCCACGUAAACCUCAUUCAUCACUUUGCCAUUAACCUGUUAGAUAAGGGAAUUGGUUAUCAUGCCGAUAUUGUUGUUUUUUUUUACAUUAGCAGUGAGGUUUUAUUAAGUCAGUGCAAGCUGAAUGACAGCAAACGGGUAUACAUGAGAAUGGAGUAGGAGUAUUUUCUAUGGGUGAAUUGUGCCUGAAGACAACAUUAAUACCAACACAAGCUAACCGGUGUAGCAGGGAAGCUAGACAGAUAAAACUUUUUUCAAGGUUUGUUUUUGCAGAUUCAAAUCCUAAACAUUGGAAUGUAAUCUGACGUUUUCCCAGUGGUCUGGCUCCAAUUCUACAUCCAGAAAUACACCUCUUACGUUGAGGGCUUACUCGUGAUGAAACUGAACACCGUUGGACCACCUCUUAUUCUCUACUUUCCAUCCAAUAUUUCCCAAGGUGCACUUGAAGGGGUUUGUUUGCCGAAUGCAUCCUUACAAGCGCAUCACUGCAAAUUCAUCGAGAUUGAUCAGUAUUUUACAAAUGCAGAUUCUAUCCUCAGAAAUGUAACAUGAUUGUUGGCAGAUGCUUUUAUAUGUCUCGUAUAGGGUAGAAUUUGCCCCAAAGUUGCAUUUCCUUCAUGACAACAUAAUUUUUAUAGGGAGUGGGUAAACACUCAUUUCUGAACAAGCUAUCAGUUUGGUAGAGGUGGAGUAAACAUUUACAUGUAAUAGCACAUAUACAGGUCCGCACAACGUCCUCAUCAUCAUUUAAAUGUAUCUCCAUCCUAAUUUUUCCAUGGCUGUGAUACUUCCUCAGCUUUGUUAUGGUUAUGCCAUGGAUCAAGUCUGUUCAAUGUUAACUUCGUGUGUGUUUAAUAUAAUUUACCUAUAAUUAUUAUAGUAUUAAGAAGUUUCUUUGAUUUGAUGUACACAAGUAUUUUAGUUAUGAAUAUUUAAAGUGUCAGAAAUAUGUUCAGUAGGGUUUUUUUCUCCCAAGUCAGGCUAAUUUGCAGAUGUUUUAAAGCCAUAUAUGAAGUACUAUCCAUUCCAAGUUAGAAAUAAUACUGAAAUAGAGUUGAAAUAUAUUAUCUCAUAUAUCUCGGUGUGAUUUUUUUUUUUAGUUGGAUGUCUAUUAGGCUUUCUCCUGGUUCGUGUUACCUUGUGUGCUCUCUGUUGCAGUGCCAGUCAGAACACAUAUACUUCACCGUAUAUUGUGUCGUCUCGGUGAGCAUGCAAGAAAGUUUCCAGAAACUCAGUAGGGAUGGAUAUCCCACCGGUGAAAUGUGUUUUCUCUGGCCUAAAAGCCUCGGUGACUCGGCAUUAUACGCGGCAUUAUGUGUGCCGUUGUGGCCAGUUCUCUUGUUUGUGUGAUGGACGACCACUAGAGAGAGCUCAAGCCGUCCCAGCCUGUGGUCUUUCAAACCUCGGCCUGUGUUGCAAGUUAAAGCAGUGAGGCCUUCGCUUUAUCAUUGCUACUCAAUGCAUUCCUUCCACCCCAAGCCCCGAGAACUACCGCACUUGACGGGACAUAAAAUAUGAAUGAUCGUUUUACAUAUCUCUUCCGUGUGAUACACAAAGAGAGAAAAAGGCAACAACACUGUGCAUCAACACACUAUUUUUCUUAUAAUAAAUCAAUCUUGUCAAGCCAGGGCCUCUAUGGAAUGUACGGGAGAUGUGCAACAUGACUGUCCCUCUUGCCCCGCCCCCUCCCCUCCCCUUUUGUUGUGAUAGAUCCUGCCAAGUUGAAUUUGCCUAUAUUUAAGAUGGAUAUUUUUAUUCAAUUGUGUAAUGUUUGGUUUGUGUUAAGUUGUACAUUUGUCCAGAGAAAAGUUGUACUCUUAACUGCUGAAAUGUGCUUUACCUUUAGUCAGUGAAAAUAAAAAAACAAAACAAA
Molecule: messenger RNA, 5283 nt
Organism: Lampris incognitus (smalleye Pacific opah)
Lineage: Eukaryota; Metazoa; Chordata; Actinopteri; Lampriformes; Lampridae
Gene: cds2
Product: CDP-diacylglycerol synthase (phosphatidate cytidylyltransferase) 2
Exons: 13
Coding region: 160-1515 (451 amino acids)
Cellular component (GO): endoplasmic reticulum membrane
Molecular function (GO): phosphatidate cytidylyltransferase activity
Source: RefSeq, a predicted model, not a curated record